AUGUUACGUCCAUAUCUGGCUUUUCCACGGAGUUUCCGACUAAUACUGCGCCCUGUGGCUCUUGCGUCGAAAGUCACUUCUCUGAGCUCUGCUCCUUGGCUGACCGGAACAAGGCUCUCUUCUUCUGGGACCCAAUGGAAAAGCCGCCAAGGUCGCGAUGCCUAUGUCCGUCAUGCCAAGAUUGUCCCAUCCUCAUAUCCCCGCCAUCCCUUCAUAGUAUUAAUACGAACAAAAGAUCGACGCAAAGGAUAUGCGCCGGGCAGCUGGUCACAAGUUGCAGUUGAUCGCACUCGACCUCAUGGCCGUGUUAUCGGUAUCGACCUUAUACCCGCUCAACCUCCUCAGGGCGUUGCAGCAUUCCAAGGAGACUUCCUAUCUCCCGUAGUUCAAAAACUUGUCAAGGAGUUCAUUGCUCAAAGCCAUGGCGGCAGACCUCUUAAGGCCGAGAGAAAUAAUGUUGAUGAAGAUGACGACAUGCUUCCAGAGAAUACCAUCAUCGACCAGCCGAGCUACAUUGAUCGAGAGAGACACUCAACAGAGAGCAGAGGCCCUCCGUCUAGUAGCACACCGGCAGACUCGAAUUCGAGAAAUCUUGUAGAUGUCGUGUUAAGUGAUAUGUCAGCACCAUGGGAACAAGUCUCUGGAUAUAGUUCAAGGAGUUUAAGUAACCCUUAUGACAGGCUGAUGAACACGAGCGGCAUUGCGUCUCGAGAUCAUGCAGGUAGCAUGAACCUUUGCGAAGCGGCACUUCAUUUUGCCAGCGACACGCUCAAACCCGGCGGCCAUCUUGUCUGCAAAUUCUAUACAGGAUCAACGGAUAAAAGAUUGGAGCAGCAACUCAAGGUACUGUUCUCAGAGGUGUACAGAGAGAAGCCAGAAUCAUCCAGAUCAGAGAGCAAAGAAGCUUAUUUCGUUGCCCUCUAUAGAAAAGCAAAGGCUACUAUUGAGCACUAG
Trichoderma virens Gv29-8 is the source of this 954-nucleotide messenger RNA. RefSeq lists its product as uncharacterized. The record is from RefSeq and is a predicted model, not a curated record. NCBI's taxonomy places the organism in Eukaryota, Fungi, Ascomycota, Sordariomycetes, Hypocreales, Hypocreaceae. Gene Ontology annotation, biological process: RNA methylation. The transcript is spliced from 7 exons. Bases 1 to 954 code for a protein of 317 amino acids. Gene Ontology annotation, molecular function: rRNA (uridine-2'-O-ribose)-methyltransferase activity. Gene Ontology annotation, cellular component: mitochondrion.